This is a messenger RNA of Agrilus planipennis (emerald ash borer), 1542 nucleotides long. RefSeq lists its product as uncharacterized. Lineage: Eukaryota; Metazoa; Arthropoda; Insecta; Coleoptera; Buprestidae. Bases 485 to 982 code for a protein of 165 amino acids. The transcript is spliced from 4 exons. The record is from RefSeq and is a predicted model, not a curated record.
GUACGCUGAACGUUUUCUUUUUGUAUGCGCCCGCAAAAUAACUUAGCGUCGCGGCGGCGCAUGGACUUCCCGGAAACUCCGACGGCCACGUGCAAAAAUACCCAGCGAGCGUUGUCGUCGUCGGUCGCGUCGAAAGAUUUUACUUACGGAAUUAUAUUGGCGGUUAUACGUGUGUUGGCGCAGUUGAUGCGGCCCUAGGGCUAUCGAUUAAGCUCGAUUGUAUGGUUGUGUGUUUCGAAAUAAUGUUUGCAUUUUCCAGUUUGUUUUCCCAGUGAAAUAAACAGAACAUGUGGUCACGAAUGUAACCUCCUUGUGAAAGGCACCGGUGCCCAACACUAUCUGAACAUAUUUUAAUAAGCACCGACCCUUGGUUCACAUCCACGGUUCAAAGUUCAAAAACCCCCGAAGUGGGGAAGAAGUAAAAAGAAUAUCAUGAACCGACAAAACAGAAGAAGGAUGAAGGUAAAAAGGAUCAAAUAAGGCUAUGCCUCACAUAAAAGCUCCUUUCCCAGAAGCAUUCGCAAUGGCUUUAGACGAGCAACAACAGACAUUAUUGAACAACAGAACAAGAUCUCAACUUUCAGUAACAAUUGUGGAAGCUGGACCAACACCUCAAAUUAGUCCCAUAUCUGAUAAAAGCACACAACACUUACUAUCUGGUCCACUUGAAACAGAAGUACAUUCAUUUGAAUACGAACAUCAAAAUGUAGAAAAACGAAAUGAGAGCUGUUACCAACAACCUGUGUUUGAAAAAAAAUUCUACCUAAGACAGACAUACACAGUGACUUGGUGGAGACAUGAAGAUACUCGGCUUCUCUAUAUUCCACAGUUGGACGCUGGUACAAGGAGUUUUAGCUGGGUACACUUAGAACACCCACUGAAGAUGAACAUCGCAAAGGGCACCCGUCCACAUCUUUCCUUUUGGUUAUAUUUGAAAAAGGCGAAAAUGUUGUAUUGGUCGAUCGAUGGCACCGUCCAAUAAAUCCUUGCAAACGAAUUGUGUAUCAAAAAGGUCUCUGCGCGUUGGGUACCGAGGAUGUUAACCGAGUAGAAACGGGUCGACACUUCGAGGAUGAAUCUCAAAAAGUUCUAAGUAGAUCGAGAAAAUUUUUGGUUAUGUUUCCUGAUGAUGGAAGAGGCCUGCACCCUUGGAAGAGACCUGGAUCUACCAAUUUGAUUCUGAAAUCAAACAACAACGAGCCACCCCACCGACGUCGGAAAAAUUCAAUAAGUUCGACUGGAAAGGUACAUUUUUUGAGACGCUGAAGGAAUAAUUUUGGUGGAAUAUUUGGAAAAGGGAGCCACUAUUUCGGGCUCUUACUAAGCAGACGCUUCGAACUUCUCAAGCACUCCCGUGUUCUUCACAAGAUCUGGCUACUAGUAACUUCUACCUCUUAUCUCAGCUUAAAGAACACCUCCGAAGUAAGAAAUUUGGAGACGAUAUCGAAGUGGUGGUUGCUGUUGAGGUGUUUUGGGAAGGCCAAGACAAAGCUUUUAAAUCUAAGGGAAUGCUGGGCUUAAAUUUAAACUAAAUGUAUUGAC